This is a messenger RNA of Aspergillus uvarum CBS 121591, 1821 nucleotides long. RefSeq lists its product as uncharacterized. Lineage: Eukaryota; Fungi; Ascomycota; Eurotiomycetes; Eurotiales; Aspergillaceae. The coding region runs from base 397 to 1821 and encodes 474 amino acids. The transcript has 2 exons. The record is from RefSeq and is a predicted model, not a curated record.
UGUACCGGCAACCAACCGGUAAGUAGAUUCUCGUCGGUCGCAAGACUCAGACACGGUCAGGAACAGCAGCUGACAUGCUCUGGUUCCUGUACUCGCUCGACUUAAGCGUCGACUGAUUCCGCCGGCGCCCAUACUGGCAGCCGACGCCUGCUGGUCGUUAACUAUCGCAUCGCCUCAUCUGACUUGCCUGCCUCUCCUCACCUGAUAAAGCCGCAUCCAUCGGUCGCCAGCGUUGUCGUCAUUGAUCACUCUCCCUCCUUGUCUAUGAUCAUGGCUUUCACAAUGCGUUCUACCCCAGAUUCCCACGUACUCGAUCUGAACCCCAGUUUUCCGGGGGGUCUCUCGAUCUACUUUUCAUGAAAGUGCCCAUGGAGGUCCGAUACAGGCAACCUCGUGAUGGGUAUUCAGGCUGAUGGUAACAGCGCCAAAGCAGCAUCCUCUACGAUGAAAUCUCCCACCGUGGCGAUGGUGACCAUCGAUCGUUCUCCAGCUUCGUUGCAACAGCCCGUUGGAGCAGCACCGCCGUCGUCCUCUCGCCCCCCGGCCCCUCAGCCCCCCGACAAGACGAAGACGCCUUCCGAUCCAGCGCUGCCCGAUCCCAACCUCAUCAACCCUCGUCUUCUCAUCAACGGGGCGUGCAUCUACGAGCGUCAUCUCCCGGGGGACGCAUACAUCACCGCGCGAGUACAGCGCCUCCAGCACGGAUACUACUCCAGCCCGGCCGUCUCCAAUCAAGAUGCCGACCAUGUGGACUUCCUCGGGGUGACCUUCGUCUUCCACUCGCCCAACACCCUGUCGCACCGCUUCAAAGCCGCGACCAUCCGCGCGUCCGUCCACGGGGGUCGGGACUCCCCAUCCUCCGGGGCAGCGGCCCGGGCCCGGUACAGCCCUCGAUUCUUGAUGCACGCGCCGCACCUCCUCUACGGCGCGGUGUCUCCGGAGACCAUGCAGUGGAACUACAGCCUCAGCGGGUCACUGGGGGUCGCCGACCUGCCGCUGAUCGCCAGUCUCUCGCCGAGCGGGGGCAUCAACGGCCGGUACAAGCGGUACGAGAUGAUGCGCAUCCAGGGGUCCGUCCGGUCGCGGAGGAGCCCCCGCGGUCGCGAGUACGACGUCGAAGCCGGCGAGAUCGUCUGGUCCCUGGAGGAGAACACGCUGCAGCGGUCGGGGCUUCCGCGGGAGUUCACCUUCGCCAUGUUGAUCCAGAAACCACGCGCGGAGAGCCGGGUGCAGUUCGCGCUGGAGAUCGAGCCGGUGCUGCAGAGCUGGGUUUGCAGUUAUCCCGGGUUGUGGUUGGGGUUGCCACGCUACCAGCCCGUGCGACGACGGCCGGUGGACUUUCGAGUGCAGGUCGGCCAGCGGUUCGAGCCGGUCACUCCGAACCGGGGGUUCAACUUUGCGGCUCUGGAGAGUUCCUUCGAUGACUAUGUUCAUAUGCCGGGACGGAAGUUCUCUACGGGGAUCUCCCCGGACGGCGGGAUAUUCCAAGACGAUAAUGAGCUCCGACGAGACGUGACGCGUGAUUUGACGAUGAUCGAUCCGCUCGGGGGCGUGGCCAAGAUCCCCACUCCGGCCAAUGCUGCCUGGGAGCUGGCGAGGAGGACGGCACUGGACCAGGCUGCCGUGCCUUCGAUGGCGGGCUUCGACCCGGGGUCGUUCACCAUGCGGCUGUUGUUGGACAACGACCAGAGCACGCAGCAUACACAGGUGGCGUCCGAACUGACCACAAUCCGGGGGACAACAGUGGAGCGUAAGAACAUGCGCCAAAGUCGUCGGAGCAGUCGAGGUCAGAGCGACCGUAGUCAGGGCCAGAGUGGCUAG